This is a messenger RNA of Camelina sativa (false flax), 537 nucleotides long. RefSeq lists its product as uncharacterized. Gene Ontology annotation, biological process: mRNA splicing, via spliceosome. Gene Ontology annotation, cellular component: precatalytic spliceosome; U2 snRNP. NCBI's taxonomy places the organism in Eukaryota, Viridiplantae, Streptophyta, Magnoliopsida, Brassicales, Brassicaceae. The record is from RefSeq and is a predicted model, not a curated record.
ACGAGCAUUGUAGCAGAAGCGACGGCAUUAUAGAAGAAUCCGAGUCUGCGUAUUUUGAAUCUUCCCGAAGAGCUUCUGCGAAAUCUCUGAAAGAUGCAGGCGAGUGAUAGGUUUAACAUAAAUUCUCAGCUUGAGCAUCUUCAAGCUAAGUAUGUUGGUACGGGUCAUGCCGAUUUGAGCAGAUUUGAAUGGGCUGUGAACAUUCAGCGUGAUAGUUAUGCUUCAUACAUUGGUCACUACCCGAUGCUUUCUUACUUUGCAAUAGCUGAGAACGAAUCCAUUGGUCGAGAACGCUACAACUUCAUGCAGAAAAUGCUUUUACCUUGCGGCCUUCCUCCAGAAAGAGAAGACGAGUAAGAAGAGCUUGCAAAUGUGUCUGUGUAUGUGGCAUCUGGAAUCAGAAAACAUUCUAUCAUGUCAAUGUAAUUGCCAAAAGGCUUCUUCUGGUUUCUAGUCCCGAAUUGGUUGAUACUUUGAUGCCAAUUGUUGAACAUGAUCGAAACUUUUGUACUUGGUUAUAAAAUAGUCUUGAUACAA